UUCAGUUCGGAACACUAACUAAAUUAAGGCUUCAGGCAACAAUUGGAAAUUAUGUCUGUAUGUAAAGCGUAAGUGUAAGCAAAGCCUAACGCUGAACAAUCAAUAUGUGCUGUUAAAGGUCAUUGGGCAUAUCUGACUGAUCUGUUUUGUGAAGAGUCGCGGACACGAACCAAACUUUCAUUAGAAUGAUUGUUUUGCGACAGAAUGUGGCAGAAUGUGGCAGACAAAGGCGUCGCGGCCGCAAUUCCUGCCCUCGUGGUGCAUAGUAAUUAUUCGAAAGAAGUCGCAGAAAUGUUCGCUGGAUAUGGAUAAUUUGAACCCAAAAAUCAUAAAGCUGCAAUAUGCCGUGCGAGGACCUCUUGUUAUCCGUGCUGGUGCAAUAGCAAAGGAGCUGGCAUCGGGAACUAGUAAGCCUUUCAAGCAGGUCAUCUUGGCAAACCUGGGAGAUGCACAGGCCAUGAGACAGCCACCUCUAACCUUCAUUAGACAGGUGGUCGCGUGUGCGUCUUAUCCCAAGCUCCUGGAGUCGAACUUGAUGCCAGAGGACGUGAAGCAGAGAGCGAAAGACAUAAUCAAAAGUUGCGCGUGAGUUUCGUGACGCAGGUCACGACAUCAUACACCGUGAAAUCUUUAUUUUCCCGAACUAAAAUCUGUUGUAUCUGUAACAUACAAUCGUUUUAACUCGUCGGUACCGUCAUUAUAGUACUCGUACAUUAUAGUACAAAACCGGUACUCGACGAGUUAAAAAGAUAUAAGUCGACACAUCGGGGGUAAAUAAUAUCAUUUUCACGGCGUAUAGUAGAAACUGUUGAGAAAUAGUAGAGUAGUGUACCCACACAUUUAAAAAGUCAUUAUCUUAAACCAACCGAAAAAUGUAUCACUAAAUAGUUCUCUCCAUAGGGUGUUACCACACCAAUAUCGAUCGAUCAUCGAAUGUCGAUCUACGGUAGAAUAGAUUAGUCAGCAGUUUCUA
Spodoptera litura is the source of this 973-nucleotide messenger RNA. NCBI's taxonomy places the organism in Eukaryota, Metazoa, Arthropoda, Insecta, Lepidoptera, Noctuidae. The record is from RefSeq and is a predicted model, not a curated record.